Myzus persicae (green peach aphid) is the source of this 787-nucleotide messenger RNA. RefSeq lists its product as uncharacterized. The annotation marks the transcript as partial. The record is from RefSeq and is a predicted model, not a curated record. The transcript is spliced from 4 exons. Gene Ontology annotation, molecular function: zinc ion binding; nucleic acid binding. NCBI's taxonomy places the organism in Eukaryota, Metazoa, Arthropoda, Insecta, Hemiptera, Aphididae.
UACUACCCAUUGAUUUGUGUAGUGCCAGUACAAAUGCAACAUUUUUAAAAUGUUUAAAUCAUUUCAAUUUGAAGGCCGAAUUAAUGGAUACCGGAUUUUGGUCCACAUUAAAGCGGGGUCAAGUUGUGGCCAAAUAUCUAACUUCAAAAAAAAUAAUUUUUUGGUUGUACGGCGAGGAAGACUCAUUUUUCACAACUUUGGAAACCCAAAUCGUCGAAACCUUGUCAUUGGGGCUCGGUUCGUCGAUUUGGGUAUUUCCAAAGUGUGAAAUGUUACACUAUUCUGGGUUUUGUGCAUUGAUUAGAUCAAAGCUGGCAGACCAUGCACAAAACCCAAGCAUCAGAGUAUGCGACCCGAAUAUGUCAACACAAACGAUGGUGGCAGCAAAAUGGCCCAGAGGCAGGGCCAAUAUUCGGUCAUCGCCAUUAUUACAGAGUACGUCUGGCAGUAAUCUGCAAUUCGGCCAAGUACGUGGUCGUGGCGGAAUAAUACGUGGUCGUGGAGGGCUAACACGUGGUCGUGGUGGGUUAAUGCGUGGUCGUGGUGGUGAGGUCCAUGGACGCAGUGGGCAUUUCCCACCCUCCGCGACAAUUUACGCAGAAGCCCUCAGGUCGAUUGUGUCAGUUGUUCAAAUGGCUACAACAUCGACGAAUCCCCAGGAAUCACCAUCACCUGCAGUACACAAUGUUUUUCGAGGACGAGGAUGGCCACGGGGACGGCAUAAUAUAUCUUGCCAUUCGUGUGGGGCGUUUGGCCAUUUGCGGCGGAAUUGUCCUAAAAAAUGUAU